CUCUGCUGGAGGGAUACGGAGGAGCGCAUUUUAAGAAGUAGCAGGUAACCUGGAGGCCUUCACAUUGAGGAGUAUCACUCAGACCCAGGUUGGAAUUUUACAGUCCAAGGACACUGUUCUCCAGGAUUAAAAGCUGUUUGAGGAUUGAGGAUGGCGGCCAACUACGAGGCGACCAAGCCGGUCAUCAUGAAUGAAGAGGAACUGAAGAGGAAGCAGCGGGAGAAGCUGAAGAAACUGCAGGCCACAGGGGGCAACCCAAGACCUGCCCGGUCCCUCUUCUGUCUUACUCUAAGAAACCCCUUCCGUAAAGCCUGCAUCAAUAUUGUGGAGUGGAAAACCUUUGAGAUCAUCAUUUUAUUGACCAUCUUUGCAAAUUGUGUAGCCCUGGCAGUGUUCCUACCCAUGCCUGAAGAGGACAGUAAUAACACCAAUCUAAACUUGGAGAGUUUGGAGUACGUAUUCUUGAUAAUCUUUACCUUGGAGUGCUUUCUGAAGAUCGUGGCAUACGGCUUUGUCUUCCAUGAAGGUGCAUAUUUACGGAACUGCUGGAACAUAUUGGAUUUUGUCAUCGUCUUCAUGGGUUUGGUCACCUUUGCCUUGGACACCAUCAAUCAGAUAUCAGGUGUUCCACUGGAGAAAGGAGGAGGUUUUGACAUGAAGGCGCUGAGAGCCUUUAGGGUGCUGCGGCCCUUACGUCUUGUCUCUGGAGUCCCCAGCCUGCAGGUGGUGAUGAAUUCUAUCCUCAAAGCCAUGCUUCCUCUACUGCACAUAGCCCUGCUAGUCUUCUUACUGGUCACCAUCUAUGCCAUCAUGGGACUGGAGCUCUUUAAGUGCAAGAUGCAUAAAACAUGCUAUUACACAGGCACAAACAUCUAUUCAACGGCAGAGGGGGAGAUGCCAGCGCCGUGUGCUCAGGCUGGUAAUGGACGUCGUUGCAUCAUUAACGGCUCAGAGUGUCGACCUGGCUGGGAAGGUCCUAAUAAUGGCAUCACCCACUUUGAUAACAUUGGAUUCGCCAUGCUUACCGUCUAUCAGUGUAUUACCAUGGAGGGAUGGACUAAAGUUCUCUACUGGAUAAAUGAUGCCAUCGGAAAUGAAUGGCCUUGGGUCUAUUUUGUUCCUCUCAUUCUUGUGGGCUCCUUCUUUGUGCUCAAUCUGGUUCUGGGCGUGCUGAGUGGAGAGUUUACCAAGGAGCGAGAGAAGGCAAGGUCUCGGGGAGAGUUCCAGAAGUUGAGGGAGCGUCAACAACUGGAUGAGGACCUUCACGGCUACAUGGAAUGGAUCACUCACGCUGAGGUCUUGGAUGCUGAUAGAGAGGGCAAAGGUCUCCUACCGUUGACCAGUGGAGAUUCUGACACCGACAGCAUUUUCGACAUGGAGGGCAAGGGUCGUGUGAUUUAUUAUUAUCGCCUAGCUCGUCGUUGGAACCGCUUCAUCAGGAUGAAGUGUUUAGUUUUUGUAAAAACCAGAGCUUUUUACUGGCUGGUGAUGCUUCUCGUCCUCCUCAACACGCUGACCAUCGCUACAGAGUACCACCAUCAACCGGCUUGGCUCACCUCCCUUCAAGACGUGGCAAGCCGUGUCCUCCUGGUGCUCUUUGUCAUUGAGAUGUUUGUGAAGAUGUACGCUCUGGGUCCCAGGGCGUACUUCAUGUCGCUCUUCAACCGUUUUGACUUUUUCGUGGUGAUCUGCGGCAUCCUGGAGAUGAUCAUGUUGUCGGCGGGAGAGGUGACCCCCCUGGGUUUCUCUGUGCUAAGGUGCAUUCGGCUUCUGAGGAUCCUCAAGGUCACAAAGUAUUGGACCUCUUUGAGUAACCUUGUAGCCUCGCUCCUGAACUCCGUCCGCUCCAUCGCCUCCCUGCUUCUUCUCCUCUUCCUCUUCAUCGUCAUCUUCUCACUGCUGGGCAUGCAGGUGUUUGGAGGAAAAUUCAACUUUCCCGACAACAGGCCCAGACGGAGCAACUUUGACAACUUCCCUCAGGCCCUCAUCAGCGUGUUCCAGAUCCUUACAGGGGAGGAAUGGACCGCCAUCAUGAACAACGGCAUUAUGGCCUACGGCGGACCGGUCAUGCCUGGCAUCCUGGUUUCUAUCUUCUUCAUCGUCCUCUUUGUCUGCGGAAACUACAUUCUUCUCAAUGUCUUUUUGGCCAUCGCUGUGGACAACCUGGCAGAAGCUGAGAGUCUGACCUCAGCUCAGAAAGAGAAAGCAGAGGAGAAGAUGAGAAGAAAGCUGAUGCGGUCCAAAAUGCCUGAUAAGACAGAUGAGGAGAGAGAGAGGAUGUCCAAGAAACUGGCAGAGCAGAGAGCCAAGAUGGAGGGCAUGCCAACCACAGCCAAGCUCAAAAUUGAUGAGUUUGAGUCCAACGUCAAUGAAGUCAAAGAUCCCUUCCCCCCUGCAGACUUCCCAGGCGACGAUGAAGAGGAAGAGCCUGAAAUCCCCAUCAGCCCUCGGCCCCGACCCAUGGCCGACCUGCAGCUAAAGGAGGAAGCUGUUCCGUUGCCUGUAGCCAGCUCAUUUUUCAUUUUUGGCCCACAAAACAAGUUCCGUAAACUGUGCUACAAGAUCAUCAACGCCUCUUCAUUCACUAAUCUAAUCCUCCUGUUCAUCUUGCUGUCUUCCAUCUCCCUGGCAGCCGAGGACCCCAUCGAUCCCAAGUCAUAUAGAAACAAGAUCUUGGCCUACGCUGACAUUGUCUUCACAACAGUGUUCACCAUUGAGAUUGUACUGAAGAUGACCGUUUAUGGAGCGUUCAUGCACGAGGGUUCCUUCUGUCGCAACUCCUUCAACAUCCUGGAUCUGAUCGUGGUUGGAGUCUCUCUGCUCUCUAUGGGAAUGGAAUCCAGUGCCAUUUCUGUGGUGAAGAUUCUCAGGGUGCUCAGGGUGCUAAGGCCACUCAGGGCAAUCAAUAGAGCCAAAGGUUUAAAGCAUGUGGUCCAGUGUGUGUUUGUGGCCAUCAAAACCAUUGGAAACAUUGUUCUGGUCACCAUGCUGCUCAAUUUCAUGUUUGCCUGCAUAGGAGUGCAACUUUUCAAGGGGAAAUUAUAUAGCUGCUCUGACCCAUCCAAAAUAACAGAGGAGGAAUGCCAGGGAUUCUUCUUGAAGCAAAUAGAUAAUUCUCUGCAGGACACAGUGCUGGCCAAACGAGAAUGGCUCAACAAUGACUUUAACUUUGACAACGUGCUCUAUGGCAUGCUGGCUCUCUUCACUGUUUCUACAUUUGAGGGCUGGCCAAAACUCUUGUAUCGAGCCAUAGAUUCAGACGAAGAAGACAUGGGGCCGGUCUUCAACAACCGUGUGGACGUUUCCAUCUUCUUCAUCAUCUACAUUAUACUCAUCGCCUUCUUUAUGAUGAACAUCUUUGUUGGCUUUGUCAUCGUCACCUUCCAGGAGCAGGGCGAGCAGGAGUACAAGGACUGUGAGCUGGACAAGAACCAGCGGCAAUGUGUGCAAUACGCCUUAAAGGCUCGACCACUGAGGUGCUACAUUCCCAAGAACCCGUACCAGUACAGGGUCUGGUACAUCGUCACCUCCUGCUACUUUGAGUACCUCAUGUUCUUCCUCAUCAUGCUCAACACUUUGUGUCUGGGGAUGCAGCACUGUAACCAGUCAGACCAUGUGACCAAGCUGUCUGACACACUGAACUUGAUCUUCACUGUGCUCUUCACCGUGGAGAUGAUUCUCAAGCUCAUGGCCUUCAAAGCAAAGGGUUACUUUGGAGACCCCUGGAACGUGUUCGACUUCAUCAUUGUCAUUGGCAGUGUUGUUGAUGUCAUCCUCAGCGAAGUGGACACAAGUGUAACCGUGGCCCAGAAUGGUGCCAGCACAUCUAGCUCACAGAACAUGAGCGCCCUAGCUGCCAGUGGAGGACUGUACUGUCUCCAAGGCUGUGCUGACACGAAUCCCAUGCAAGCAAUCGCAGCCUCGGAGAACGCUUCAGUUUCUAUCACGUUUUUCCGACUCUUCCGAGUCAUGCGUCUGGUCAAGCUGCUGAACCGUUCUGAGGGCAUCCGUAACCUCCUGUGGACUUUCAUCAAGUCCUUCCAGGCUCUUCCUCACGUGGCUCUGCUCAUUGUGAUGCUCUUCUUCAUCUACGCUGUCAUCGGGAUGCAGAUUUUCGGGAAGAUAGCCUUAGUGGACGGCACGGAAAUCCACCGCAACAAUAACUUCCAGACAUUCCCUCAAGCGGUUCUCAUGUUGUUCCGGUGUGCUACUGGAGAAGGUUGGGAGGAAGUCAUGAUGGCGUCUAUGUACGGGAAGAAGUGUGACCCCAAGUCUGACUUCCUGCCAGGAGAGGAGCACACCUGUGGCUCCAACUUUGCAGUCUUCUACUUCCUCAGCUUCUACUGCCUCUGUGCCUUCUUGAUCCUCAACCUGUUUGUUGCUGUCAUUAUGGACAAUUUUGACUACCUGACACGUGAUUGGUCUCUCCUUGGUCCACACCACCUGGAUGAGUUUAAGAAGAUCUGGGCUGAAUAUGACCCAGAAGCCACAGGGAGAAUUAAACAUCUGGAUGUGGUGACGCUGCUACGACGCAUUCAACCUCCGCUGGGCUUUGGCAAGUUCUGCCCUCAUCGAGCAGCCUGUAAGCGAUUAGUUGGCAUGAACAUGCCUCUCAACAGCGACGGAACCGUCACCUUCAACGCCACCCUCUUCGCUCUGGUCCGCACUGCACUCAAGAUCAAGACAGAAGGAAACUUUGAGCAGGCCAAUGAGGAGCUGCGAGCCAUCAUUAAGUCCAUCUGGAAGCGCACAAGCAUGAAGCUGUUGGACCAGGUCAUCCCCCCUAUAGGAGAUGAUGAGGUCACUGUUGGAAAAUUCUACGCCACUUUCCUGCUCCAGGAUUAUUUGCGUAAAUUCCUCAAGCAUCAGGAAGAAUACUACGGCUACCGGCCCUCUCGGAAGAACGCCUCGGGCCCUGAGAUCCAAGCCGGUCUGAGGAGCAUCGAGGAUGAAGUCGUUUUAGAAAUGCACAGGGCCAUUUCUGGAGACCUGCAGAACGAGGAAGAGAUGGACAGAGCCAUGGAGGAUGCUGGAGAGGAGCAUAUUUACCAGCGUACCCACGGCUUGUUUGGGAAUCGCGUGGAGUCGUUUUCCGCUGAGAACGCCAACGCUCAGUCCCCAAAAAUGACCAACCAGAGGCCUCUUAAGUUCAUGGAAAACUACCCCGAGUCAGCACUUAUCCCCUCCGCCAUCGAGCCCGUGGCAGACCUUUUGCCGACCACGACGCCCAAAAAUAACACCAACAACAACGCUUUUGCGGACCUCCCGUCGGAAAGAGAAGGAAGUCCAGAAGAUCUGAGUGAGGAUGCAGAGCCAGACAACCUCAACUCCUGGAACUUCACAGUAAGGACAGACAGAACACAGUUCCCUUAUGAGCCAACAAGGCUCAGUGACAGUCCAAGCGGCAGCUCCCAUAGUGCUGCUGAGCAACUUGUCCAGGAGCAGGAUCCUGAGGACGUACCCACCACGCUGGAGGACAUCGAGGGCGUAGCUCGGGCUCUCCUCAAGCAACGCACUGUCAGAAAGACACGCCCCGUCCCCGCGCCUCCUCCUCACACCCAGACCGAGGCCCCCCAGGAAGCACAGCGGCCAGAUCCGGCUGUGAGGAGGAAGAGGCGUCCUGUUCCCGGCAGUCCCUCUGCUCGUGUCCAACAUCCAUCAGAGCUGCCUGAGGCUGACUCCAAUGUUUAAAGGUCACGCGGACAUGUUUGUGCAUCCCGCAGCUUUAAAAGACACGUCACAUGUGCUGAAACACGUCGAUGAGGCUCCACAAACAACCUAUGCCACCUUUGCAGGUACAGUACAGACUAGGGAACGUAAACUCACUUCCUGCACUAUAAUAACAUUGUUUUUGUGCAAUGUGCAAACAUCUGUCUGGCCUUUACAUUACCUGGGAGGAUUCAAAUAUAUGACCAUGCCAACUCUAUUCAUAAAGCCCUUCAAACAUCUCUAAUAGCCUUUUGUGAAGGCAGUCUGGAUUAUUUAUAUCUUAAAUGCCUUCAUAUUUCUUUAUGUAUGAUGGAAUAUUGGGUGUUUUAAAUAAAUAAAAAGUAACAUUUCCACACAGAUGUAAAGACUACAAAAAUGUGUACUUAAUGAAUCAACAAGUUGAUGAAU
Molecule: messenger RNA, 6117 nt
Organism: Entelurus aequoreus (snake pipefish)
Lineage: Eukaryota; Metazoa; Chordata; Actinopteri; Syngnathiformes; Syngnathidae
Product: dihydropyridine-sensitive L-type skeletal muscle calcium channel subunit alpha-1-like
Exons: 46
Coding region: 151-5691 (1846 amino acids)
Biological process (GO): calcium ion import across plasma membrane
Cellular component (GO): voltage-gated calcium channel complex; membrane
Molecular function (GO): calcium ion binding; high voltage-gated calcium channel activity
Source: RefSeq, a predicted model, not a curated record